UGGAUUUGUUGAGAUCCGGCGAUGAUGCUCACUCAACUGCAAUUACCAAAAAUAGGGGAAAUUCUCCCACGAACUAUUUAGCGCGUAGGUCUCUAUUUAGCAAACUCCUGGACAAAACCUUAUUCGCAUCGAACUGAAAACUCUGCCGUGCUCCGCCGUUCACAGUCAAACUCACAACCUCCGACAACUAAACCCCUAACUCCACCUCUCUCUCAAUUUCUUAGGGGUUUUAUCCGCUGCAUAUACUAAGCAUGAGACCUCGCAAGGCGGACGCCUCGAAACCGCCGACCGCUAAGAAAACGCCGUCGGCGGAACCGCCUAAGGCACAACCGGCGGCUUACCCGCCGGACUUAGAAGUGGCCACACCGAAAACCGUCGAUACAAAGCGCGCUUGUGCCGGCCGAGUGAAGCAGGCCAAGAAGAACGAAACGACACCGCCUGCUGAUUCGAAGUCCCCCAAACCAUCAGUAGCUGAGGGGGCUGAGGGAUCAGCUGAUACUGCUAAGGUGGCACCGGCGGCGAAAGUUGGUGUGGCGAGAAAAGUACCUGCGAAAAGGUCGCGGGUGAAACUGAAGACAUCAGCUAAAUCUGUUUCACCUCAGACACCGAAAUUGGGGGGAUCGGGGAAGGCGGAACUAGAUGCAGUGAACAAGGGGCAGGCGGCAGAUGGUAGUGAUGUGGAAGUCAGAGAGAAGAAACCGGUUGCUGAGAAUGUUGGGGAGUCUGCAAAGAAGGACGAAAGCAUUGUGGAAGUUGAAGUAAGCACUGUUGAGAAUGUUGGAGAGCCUGCAACAAUCAAACAAACAACCAUUGAAGUAAAAGUAAACCUGAAUGAAGAUAAAGAGGAUCCCGAAGAGGAAGAGGAUCCUGUUGAGGAGGAGGAUCCUAUCGAGGAAGAGGAUUCCGUUGAGGCUGUAAAAUCAGUAGCUGGGGACGUUUCAGAGUCUUCUGAGAACGCACUAGCUUGUGAUGUAAAAGAGGGAGUGGAAGUGAUUGAGGAAGAGGGUCCUAUCAAGGAAGAGGAUCCCAUUGAGGCAGAAAAAUCUUUAGUUGCGGAGGUUUCAAAGUAUUGUGAGAACGAACCAGCUUGUGAUGUAAAAGAGGGAGUGGAAGUGAAAGAAGACCAUAAGGAAAAGUCGGAGAGAGUAGAUGUGAAAGGAGAUCAGGAGGAGUCAGUGGAUAAUGGAGAUGAAGUCGAGACCUGUAUUGAGGCUACUAACAAGGUAGAAAAUGCCAAAGAGGGGUUACAAGGAGAAGAUAUUGAGCGUGCUAAAGAGGUGUUUAAUGGUGAUGAACGGAUGGAAGAGUAUGGUGAAAAAUUGGAUCUGGGAGAACUUGGAGAGGAGGAACUUCCUGAGGAUUAUGUAGACGAUCCUGCAGAAGAAACUGAGAGAUUGGCUGAUGAACAUAAGGAAUUUACAGCCAUUGCAAAUGAGCGCAAGAUGAGGAAAGAACGUGAGAUAUUUCUUGGUGGGCUUGAUCGGGAUGCUGUGGAGGAAGAUGUGAGAAGGGUCUUUGAGAGGAUUGGAGGGAUAGUUGAAGUUAGGUUACACAAGAAUCCUUCAUCUAAUAAGAACAAGGGUUAUGCAUUUGUGGAGUUUGAAAAUAAGGAGUAUGCAAGACGUGCUUUGUCUGAAAUGAAAAACCCUGUUAUACAGGGGAGGCGAUGUGGGACAGCACCUAGUGAGGACAAUGACACGUUGUUCGUGGGUAAUAUAUGCAAUACCUGGACAAAGGAAGCUAUUAAACAGAAACUGAAGGAUUAUGGUGUGGAAGGUGUUGAGAACAUAAAUCUUGUCCCAGAUGUUCAAAGUGAUGGGUUGAGCCGCGGUUUUGCAUUUAUUGAAUUCUCUUGUCAUGGUGAUGCUUUGCUUGCAUACAAGAGGCUUCAGCAGCCCGAUGCUAUAUUUGGCCACACUGAAAGAACUGCCAAAGUGGCUUUUGCUGAACCUAUACGUGAGCCUGACCCAGAGAUCAUGUCCCAAGUGAAGUCCGUAUUUGUGGAUGGGCUUCCACCUCAUUGGGAUGAGGACAGAGUUAGAGAGCAAUUUAAAUGCUAUGGUGAAAUCUUACGCGUUGUUCUGGCUCGGAACAUGUCUACAGCCAAGCGGAGGGAUUUUGGAUUUGUUGAUUUCUCUACCCAUGAAUCUGCUGUGGCCUUUGUUGAUAGUAUAAAUAACAUAGAACUGGUGGAUGGGAAUUCAAAGGUAAAAGUGAAAGCAAGACUUUCAAAUCCUUUACCUAAAACUCAGGCUGUGAAGGGUGGAAUGUGCGGUGGAUUUCGAAUUGGUCGUGGUGGUGGUAGUGGUAUCUUUCCAAGAUCUGGACGGGGUUUUGGUCGCGGUGGACAUCAUUUCCACCGUGCAAAUUUCCAACCCGACAGACAUUUCUAUCCUGGUGGACGUGGUCAAACUGGCAGGAUGGGUUUCCAGAAUGAAUAUGACUUCAAUUACCCAUAUGAGUUUCAUGGACGAGGGGGAAGAAGGGGCUCCUUCAGGGGCGGCCGUUAUGGAUUUAAUGGAGGUGCUCCAGUUGCUGCCCCACCAUCAAGACCCUACACAGAUCAACCUUGGCAUGAUGCCCCUGAUAGAGGCUAUGGUAUGCAUAUUCCUCCUAGGAGGCAUCCAUAUUCUCCAGGUCCAGGACACCUUGAUGGACCAUUCAUGGGGGUUCAUUUUGACGAUCCUUAUUUUUAUGAUGAUAACGCACAUGGAAUAAAACGCGCAUUUCAUAUGAGAGACUAUGAUCAUGACUACUCGGAGUCUAGUAGUCGUCGCCCACGGUUGGAUUACACUGAUCCAGCAGCUUCGUUUCGAGGAAACCAUUAUAGGGAUACGUAUGGAGCUGGCAGCAGUGCCUACCCUCAUGAUUAUUAUGGUCCCAAAUAUAAUUCUGGUCCAUAUUCAUCUUAUUACGGGAGCAAUUACUCAUAUGGAGGUGGCCGCUACUAUUAGACUCAAGAACUUUUUGGUGUACUUUAUCAAAGAUGGGCUACCGGCUUGCUGUUAGAAAGAAGUUGCAUAGUUUUUUCUCUUCUCUAUCUUCAUCUUUCUUUUCGUCCUUUUCUAUCUGUCUUCUUUACUUGUUAGUUGCCCAUUAAGUUAAUUUUCGGUAGGAUUUCCAAAUCUUUUCUGUUCGUAGUUUAGGUAGUCUCCAAGGGUCUUGACUUAGAAACUAGUAAUUAUGUGUAUAGUGGAGGUCAAAAGAGACUUACCCAUUAGGCAUGGACAACUCGAUGAACUUUGUUGUCGUUGUUCUUUUGAAGUUAAGGUACUUGUUUCAUCCCUAUCCAUAAAUACCGACCCGGGCCAAUUAUUUGUUGAUUGCAGUUAAUUUUGUGGUUUAGAGAAAUCAAGUUUGGUGGUUUUAGAGAUGAAAGGUUUUCAGUUUAGGGUUUUUCCUUUUUCAUGGAGAUGCAAGGGUUAAGAUUAAACAUGCAGAUGAAGAUAAACCAACUGUUUUUUAUGGAGAGACAAUACGCAUGAAUUAUGGAGUUCUCUUCGAAAUAAAUGAGAAACUUGAAUGAUUAUAUUCUCA
This is a messenger RNA of Pyrus x bretschneideri (Chinese white pear), 3537 nucleotides long. RefSeq names its product nucleolin. The record is from RefSeq and is a predicted model, not a curated record. The coding region runs from base 252 to 2954 and encodes 900 amino acids. Gene Ontology annotation, cellular component: nucleus. The transcript is spliced from 11 exons. Lineage: Eukaryota; Viridiplantae; Streptophyta; Magnoliopsida; Rosales; Rosaceae. Gene Ontology annotation, molecular function: mRNA binding.